CACACCCCUUCUGUUUGUUCCCCCUUCGCCUAUCCACCUCCUUGAGGCCGAGUUGAUCUGGGGCUUAACUGCGGGCUUCGUUUCUUUGUUUUUUUUUCUGUUUCGUCUCUCCUCUACUGCUUUUGGUGUUUACUUCCUGCUUGAUUUCUUUUCUUUUGCUUUUGGUGUUGUCAAUCUUUGUUUCUCGCAUCUCUUUUCUGUUUUAGCGCUCUUUCUUUUCUCACCCUUUCCCUCCCUUCCCCUUCCCGUUGCCACCUGUUGUACGCCUGGAGCACUCGGUGUGGUCCAACACCAGGGGCCGGCCUGGGAACUCGGCCUGCCUGACUUCUCGUUGUUUCUUGUCUUCUUUCGUCAUCUGGGUUUCGUAGCAUCAUCGGCUGGCCGGCGUUUAGCACGUCCUCUCUACUCUUUCUUCUCCCCCUUCUCUUUCCUCUUCUCGGACUUCAAGGUCUAGGCCCGUAGCCUUGCCACAGCAGUCCAUGCACGGGAUAUCGAGGUAGUUCAUCGUCGAGAGCCAUUGCUAGCAAUGGCAAUUCCCGUCCUUUUCUCAGCACUGGUGUUGCUCGUAGCCUUGCUUUGCUGCCAUGCCACCGCCGCUCUUCAACAGCUCGCCCACGACGUGGGUUGUGUUCACCUCCCCGUCGUUCACUCUACCAAAGUCGACCGCUUCUCGGAUAAGCGAGGCAUCCAGCUACAGCUAGCGAAUCGCUCCGACGUCGCCUACUAUGCUCAGCUCAGCAUCGGCACGCCGCCGCAGCCCGUGUUUGUACAGCUGGAUACCGGGUCCUUCGAGCUGUGGGUGAACCCGGACUGCACCACGGUGUCAGGCUCCGACGCCGUCUUCUGCGAACGGGCCGGGCGAUAUGACGUUACCAAGUCUUCGACGGCCACCUCUCUCGGAACCAACAGGACGCUCCGCUACGGGAUCGGGGCUGCCAACAUCUCCUACUUCACCGACACCAUCUCGCUCGCCGGAAGCCCCAUGAUGCUGCAGGACGUCCAGUUCGGCGUCGCCACCGCGUCGGAGGACGCCUUCUCGGGCAUCCUGGGCAUAGGGUACGGGAAGGGCAUCGGCACCGGGUAUCCCAACUUUGUCGAUCAGCUGUGGGAGCAGAACGUGACCCGGGUCAAGGCGUAUACCCUUGCGCUGGGGAGCAAGGACUCGCAAGAGGGGGUCAUUGUGUUCGGCGGCGUCGACACGUCCAAGUUCGCGGGCAAGUUGGCCAGGCUGCCCGUCAUCCCCCCGGCGCAGUCCCCGGACGGCGUCCCGAGGUUCUGGGUCGAGAUGAAGUCCCUCUCCAUCACGCGCCCGAGCGGCCUGAACACGGUUUAUGACGGCGGCGCCAUGCCCGUUUUCCUCGACAGCGGCUCGACCAUGACGCUGCUGCCCGCCAACCUGACCAUGGCUGUUGCUAGAGACUUUGGUGCGCAGGCCCCGGACGCGAACGGCUUCUACAAGAUCGACUGCGCCCUGACGGCGCUGAACGGGACUCUCGACUUUGCCUUCGACGGAGUGACGGUCAGGGUCCCCUACAAGGAGCUCACGCGCGAGGUAGCCAGCAACCCGCCGUCGUGUUUCCUCGGCAUCGUGGCGAGCGACCGGUUCACCCUGCUUGGGGAUACCUUUUUGCGGUCGGCCUACACGGUGUUUGACCUCGAAACCGACUCCAUCUGGAUGGCACCGGCCGUCAACUGCGGCUCGUCUCCCGCGGCUCUCAGUAAUGUGCAGGACCUGUCGGCCGUGACCGGCGAGUGUGGAGUGCGCGAGAUAGCAGAGAGCACGAGUUCUACGCAGGUUCCUAGCACUGGAGUUGACGAUACCGAAGCGGGGGCUGUUCCCACCAGUACUACUACGGUUGUGUCCCAGCCGUCGGGGACAACCACGCAGAUGGGGGCAAGGCCUACUCUGGAUAACGCGAGUAAUCCUCUAGGAGCUCACCGGCUUACCUGGGUCUUAGUAAUAACGGCCGCGUUGCACUUGUUCACGGGAAUAUAAACACGUUCCAGCCCAGGUUUCCCUGGCCGCGGCCCCCCUUUCC
Messenger RNA from Thermothelomyces thermophilus ATCC 42464, 2039 nucleotides. RefSeq lists its product as uncharacterized. Gene Ontology annotation, biological process: proteolysis. Lineage: Eukaryota; Fungi; Ascomycota; Sordariomycetes; Sordariales; Chaetomiaceae. Bases 527 to 1996 code for a protein of 489 amino acids. Gene Ontology annotation, molecular function: aspartic-type endopeptidase activity. The transcript has 3 exons. The record is from RefSeq and is a predicted model, not a curated record.